Messenger RNA from Synchiropus splendidus (mandarinfish), 1257 nucleotides. RefSeq lists its product as uncharacterized. The record is from RefSeq and is a predicted model, not a curated record. The transcript is spliced from 6 exons. Lineage: Eukaryota; Metazoa; Chordata; Actinopteri; Syngnathiformes; Callionymidae. The coding region runs from base 102 to 1142 and encodes 346 amino acids.
CGGGUUUCGGUCGGUCUUUGCGUUACCGAUUAUUUUCUUCCAAGUAAGCGGGAGAGUUGACGGAAGAUUCCUGUGGUUUGUCGAACUUUUAUCUCGUCCUCAUGGAUUUUUUCGAUGAAAACAUUGGACUUAGGGAUCAAAUCGAGGAUCUGUUUUGUUCAAAGAUGUACGAACAGGCGAUGAGUACAUGUUGGCAUCUACCAACUUACAAGAUCCAGGUCUUAGUUUUGAAAGAACUCCUGACUCUUCAGCAGAAGCACAUCAUCCCAAAUUACGUGACCAUCGAGGACAUGACUGACCUGAUGGUGGAGAUGGGCCGAGUUUCUCUGAGAGAGCAACUUUGGCAGUUUGACUUGGAGAUGCUGGAUGAUGAAGAUGAGAAGUCUUCCCUUUCACUGGCAUGGAGGGUGAACGUCAGCAACAAAAUGAAUGCUAUCAUGCUGGAAAUCCAAAUGACUCCUGAUCCUUCAGUGACAUCAUCUGAAUCACAGCGGUGCAAAAUCCGGACGCUGUGUCGAAGACAUGUCAGCGCCCUGAGUCAGAAGGCUGUUGAAGCACAUUGUGCCAAACUGACUAGCCUGACCGACGUGGUGCUGGCGGUAGUUCCUAAGGUGUUGCGGGACUUUUGGGUCCGUCCUCCAUUGCAGACCCUCGCCAUGGCUUCCCAGGAGCUCAGCCAAAUGUCUGUGGCUGUGACCAAGGCUGUUUUGGAUCAGAUUUCCAACGGCAACCUCAAGAAUUUCUUCUUCAUCAACUUCUCCCGCGCCAUCAGGAACGACUUGGUCCACGACAUAGAGGAAUCAGUCCGGCUGCUGUACGCAGCUGAUAUCCUGACGGAGAAAAUUGAAGUUAUCGCCCCAGAGCUUUUAAGGAAAAUAGUCAACAUUGCAACUGAGCGCAUCCGUCCAAUGUUUCCGGCUCCGAUCAUUCCCGAACCUGUACCGAUCCCGGUAGAAGAGGACAAUGAAGAAUGGUUUCUGGAAUCAGCUGUGAUUUUGCCUGAAGACAUUGACACUGAAGCUGAAGCAGAAACGAAACCCACCCCUGGGAACUCAGGAGCCAAGUUGGGAAUCAAAAUGCUGUUUUUCCAGUUCAUCACAUCCUUGUGCAUCUUUGCAGGGAGGAAGGUGAACACGGACUAGAUGUGUGGCAUUUCACAAUGCCUUUUAAUUUAUUUAUAAAAGACUUUUUAUGCACAAAGUGUAUUUUUUACCUACUUUUAAAAACCACAAAUGCAAUGUAUAAAUUGACAAUAAA